AUGCGCGUCCUCGCCUGCAUCCUGCUCGGCGCCGCGCGAGCCGACGAGAUGACCGGCGCCAUCUAUGUCUCCAGGCACGGCGUCCGCUCGCCCUACCCGCCGGGCGGCACGGGCUGGCCGGCGCACGGCCAGAGCUGGGAGGCCUGGACGAGCGCGCCCGUGAAGCGCGCCGCGGAGUUCGGCAUGACGGACCACGCGUUCAAGACGCAGGAGCUCACGGCGCACGGCAAGACCUUGGUGAAGCCCCUCGGCGCGUCCGCGCGCGAGGCCUGGGCCGCCGCCGGGCUCGAGCUCGAUUGUGAGAGAGUCAAAACCUACGCGGACGACUCGACGCGGGACGUGCAGACGGCUAAACUCUGGCUCGAGGGCCUCGGCUGCGCUGAGAAUCACGUGGACGUGGCCAACGGCAGUUUACCAGAGAUGGUCCCGAUACUGAGUGAUGACUUCGUGCAGCCGAACGGUAUCUGUAAGGUGGCGACGGAGGGCCAGGCCCGGGGUAGAUUUGGAGGCGACGUGGAUGCGCUGACGGCGGCGCACGCGGUUGGUAUUGACGAGGUCCAGGCGGCGCUGGAGAUGCCGUCGGACGCGGACGCUUGUAUAGAUCUGCCCGACGACGUCGAGUGCGCUAUAGCAUCAUUUCCUUACCAAUACGACGCGAUGCCGUGGCACGGCCUGUUUGGGGGGCCCCUCUACUACGCGCAGUACUUCGCCGAGAGCUGGAUGUUCGAGUACCUUUCAGGUUUAGACGACUUCGCCAAUCAUAAGCUCACGCCGGAGGAAUUGGUGCGGUUAUAUGGGUUGCACGUGGCGAUCAUGGGCUUCGCGUCGAACUAUUUCAACAGCCGCGCUUUGGGGAGCGCGCUGCUCGCCUACGUCGCCGUGUCCGCCCGGGAAAUAGUGAGGGGCCACCCCGAAAACGUGAGGGCGCUCUUUGCCCACGACACGAACAUUUUGUACCUGCGGCACUUGUUGGAUCUGGACUGGAUCGCCACGGGCUGGCCCAUGCACGCCGCUCCCACGGGCGGCGCUUUGGUGUUUGAGGUGCGCGGCCAGGCCGUGCGCACGGUCUUCCGGGCCCAGUCGCCGCAGUCCCAGCACUCGGGCGAGGGCACCGUGGACGAGGCCGUGUUGGUUAUUCCGGCGUGCGGCGUGGAGCUGUGCCCCGUCGAGGAUUUUGUCAGGGUCGUCGCCGAAGCUGUGGACGCGGACUGCCUACCCGCGGAGCUGCGCGACGCGCUCAUCCGCGGCGUCUCGGUCCGCGAGGACGUGUGCACGGGCAUGCGCCCGUGGCUCAUGGUCCUCGGGGCAUUCUUAUCUGCCGCGGGCGGGGCGUUCAUCGCGAUAGCCGCGGAGCGGCGCAAGCGGGCGCCGUCCGCGGCGUCGCUCCUCCAAGCGAGUCGGCGCGCCGACCAGCAGGAGGGCCUCGCGCUCGUCGAGAGCAAUCCCCUAUCACCAGACGGGGUGUAA
Molecule: messenger RNA, 1467 nt
Organism: Pelagomonas calceolata
Lineage: Eukaryota; Pelagophyceae; Pelagomonadales; Pelagomonadaceae
Source: the annotation of a GenBank genome assembly